CGAAGAAGAACUGCACGGCGUACUUUCUCAAUUUAGAAAUGGCGCUUCGAGUUGUAAACGCCUGAAGUCCAGAGAGCCUUUCGUUUUUUUUUAUUUUUGAAACUCCUCGGGGAUCUUGGAAAUAUUAUAUUUUUAAAACGACCGGAUUAUGAAAGAGGAAGGGGAGUUAUUUAAGGAAAAGCGAAGCAAUAGUGGCUCCGAAGCCUUCAUCAUCAUCCUUGGACAGUGAACAAUGCAUGACCUGACUGCCCAAGUGACCAGCAGCCUGCUGCCCUUCUCAGGAGUGACUGUAGAUGCUCUGGGUGAGGAUGACAUCAGCCUGGACUGUGUUCUUCAUGGCAAGUUUACUGUUGGUCGCAGCGGGCUGGCCUGGUUGGCCAGUGGACCCAACCUGGAGGUUGUUCACGCAGUGACAGGAGAGCGGCUGUCAGCGUACCGUUUCAGUGGUGGAGGAGAGCACCCACCCAUUGUCCUCGCUGCCAGGGACUUCGACUGGCUCAAAAGGUCAGAGCACAGAUCUGGGUUGUUGGUUGGCUUGGAGGAAACGGAGGGCAGCAUUCUGUGUCUUUAUGACCUGGGACUGUCCAGGGUGGUGAAAGCUGUGGUUAUACCAGGCAGGAUUACAGCUAUUGAGCCUCUUGUGAGUUAUGGUGGAGCAAGCACUUCCACUCAGCACCUCCACCAGAGUUUACGCUGGUUCUUCGGCAUUGCUGCAGUAGUAACGGAUCUUGGUCAUGUCCUGCUUUUGGAUCUUUGUCUUGAUGAUCUUUCCUGCAGCCAGAGUGAACUGGAGGCUUCAGACCUACAGGUGGUUACAAAGUCUCUUGCAGACAUCCCCACGCUGAGAGAGGAGAGCACCAGGCAGGGCCGACAUCUCUGUCUGCAGCUGUGCUCUCCCAGUGGCGUGGGAGUCACGGCCUUGCAGUACAUCUCCAGAACCAACCAGCUAGCAGUGGGGUUUUCUGAUGGACACUUGCAGCUGUGGAACAUGAAAACCCUGAAAAGGGAAUAUCAGUGCCAGUUGGAGGGUGGAAAGGUGCCGGUUCACGCCUUCACCUACCAGGAGCCAGAGAAUGACCCCAGAAACUGCUGCUAUCUCUGGGCUGUCCAGUCUUCUCAGGAUCUCGAAGGCGAUCUUGUCAGCCUUCACCUGCUUCAGAUGGCCUUCAGUGAAAGAAAGUGUCUGGCCUCUGGGAAGAUCCUCUAUGAGGGUCUUGAGUACUGCGAGGAGCGAUACAGUCAGGAUUUAAGCGGCACAUCCUUCCCUCUCAGGGCUCAGGCCACAAACACACGUCUGCUGGGCUGCCAGACAAUUGAGAAGUUCAGAGCCCAUCCUGACAGGGACGACAGUAUGAAUGAAGCCGCAUCACCAGACACCAGUUUGUCCAUCUUUAGUUGGCAAGUCAAGGCUUAUGGCCAAGGAAGUCCCUCUACCUAUAUAGGUGUAUUUGACAUCAACCGCUGGUACCAUGCACAAAUGCCUGACUCGCUAAGAACUGGGGAGUCUCUCCAGAACUGCCCCUACCUGGCAGUUUGGUCCCUGGAUGUUGUGGUGCAGAUGGUGUCCCCCCACCCCUUCCUGGAUGUACUUGUUCAUGAGCGCAGUCUGAGCAGGGGCCUGCCCUUCACCUGCCCACCCCCAGAGCAGUACUUUAAUCCAACCACUUAUAACUUUGAUGCCACAUGUUUACUUAACACUGGAAUUGUGCACUUAACUUGCUCUGGGCAUCAAAAAGAGACUUUAAGCUUUUUGAAGAAAGCCGCCCCUUGUUCCAGUGACAUCAUCUCUAUCAGCUACUCCCACUGCCUUAUGUCAGGCCUCCUCUCAUCUCGGCUAUCAGACACUCAGACAAGCAGCCUCUCUCAGGAGGAGCAGCUGGAUGCCAUCCUUUCAACAGCAGUCGAGACCAGUUCCUUGGGAUUGAUUACUGGUUGUAUUAAGCAGUGGACUGCAGAAGAACAACCAGGAUCUGCCCUGAAUCUUCGCUACAUCCUGGAUUGGGCUUGGAACAAAGUAGUCCAGACCAAAGAAGAGCUGGAUGGCAUCUGUGCCCCCUUGUUUAACAGCUCAUCUAACUUCACCGACCCUCAAACCCUGCAGCUGCUGCAACACACCCAGAGACUGCUGAGUAAUCUGAGCGCCAUCUUCCACUGCCUCCUCAGUGAAGCUCAGGAGCUCACACAGCAAGGUUUAUCAGGUUUGAUCAACAAGAACAUGGUGUCCAGUUUAAUCUCCAAAUACGCUCAAGUGGUCCUGUGGUUCUGUCGUACCGGCUUACUCCCGGAGGGAUCAGCAGAUGAAGAUGCUCUCCAGAUCCCCAGGCCUUUCUUUACCCAUUCAGUGAUCAGUAACUAUUACUCCAUACGCAGGGAGGAGCUGACUAGGUUGGCCAAGACCAAAUGGUGUGCAGACUGCCUCAUGAUCGAUGGUUUGGUCGGAGAGUGUGGUGAACGUCUAACCAAUCUGUGGAAAAGGGAUGAGGAGGGAACAGGGCAGUACCCACCACCCACACUGCAUGCAUUGCUUGACCUCUACCUUCUGGACAACAUUGAUGAAGCUGCCAAACAUGCUAUUGUGAUUUACUUGUUGCUGGAUGUCAUGUACUCCUUUCCCAAUAAGGAUGGAACAUCAGUGGAAUCUUUUCCCACAGCGUUUGCUAUCCCUAUCGGACUGGUUAAACUGGUACAAGGACUCUGGCUGCUGGACCAUCAUGAUCAUCAGAGUUCAUUUGAUCUGCUCCUACAUCCAGCUGCCUCUCAGUUUCACUUCGCAUGGCAGCAUGAGCGAGUCCUGCAGGCGCUGAUGUGUCAAGGCCAACAGUCAGUGGCGCUCCGUUACUUCCACGUUACAAAGCCUCCGAUUACCUCCACCGCCCGGGCAAAACUCUGCCUCUCCGUGCUGCUACAUAACAGGUGUCUUAUUGAGGCAUGGUCUUUAGUUCGGCAGCACUCCAACAGCUUGAAUAUCACUGAGCUGCUGGGCUUCCUGUAUGAGAGUUGCCAGGAGCUGGGCCUCAUCAAGGAGCUUCUUAAACUCCCGCUGGGACUCAAUGAACAGGACUGCUUGGAAAAGUUUCUUCAAGGUACAGGAGGUCUUCAAAACCGAGAACUGCUGAUGGUGCAUUACCUUCAACAGGCUAAUUACAUUCCUGCUCUGCAGCUCAACCAAAACCUUAAAAUGAACUUGGUGAAUGAGCGAGACCCAAAGCUUAAGGAGCGAUCCACCACCAGAAACUCUAUUUUAGAUGGAUACGGGAAGGUUUUGCCAAGGGUGCAGAGAAAACUGGCAAUGGAGAGAGUCAAGCCUUACCAACAUCCCUCCACCAUUCACAGAGAAGUUUCCCGGCCUCAGCCACUGUCUGCUAUCACCAAACGUUCUGCUGAUGAGAAGGUGCUGUCCAGAGCUGGAUUUAUCCACAGUGUCCUCACAAAGAUCAAGGAGGUGUGGCAAGGCAGAGAAGUUACACCUGAGCCCUCCCCUGCCAAGACACCCAAAGCAGCAAAUGUUCAGAGCUCCAGUCCUAGGCCUUCGGCCCUUACUUUUCCAGAUCCCUUCCUGGGAACGCCCAUCACCAUGACCUCCAAACGAAAGUCAAGGCUGAUGGAUCUGGUGGUCCACCCGUCCUGUCAGACUCCUCAGCCUCUCCUCAGUCCUCAAAGACCUCCAAGUUCCUGGGUUUCUCCAAAGAGCAUCAGAAAAGCACCUGAACUCCAUUUGCUGCAAACGCCGCAGGUCGUCAAACGAGCUCGAGCCUUGGCUGCUUCUGGCCCCGUCUUCUCAGCUUUCACCCCUCAGUCCAUCCUGCGCAGCAGCCUGAGACCUACGCCUGUUGCUACUCCUUCUGCUUCUCCAGGGCGCUCCAUCACCCCCCCUUUGCGUAGCAAAGAGAGCCGCAUCACUUUCAUUGAAGAAGCCGAGACUCCUGAAACCGAGAAGGAGAUCCGAUGGACCAACGGGAUGGCAGCAGAAAGUGAGAUCAGCCAGCUAAGCAGAGGCUCCAAAGCUACAAACAAGAGCUGGUCUUUACGAACUGCUAAAGAGGAAGAUGGGGAGGAAGGCCAACAUCCUCGUGUAAAGUUCCUACCUCCAGAAGGCGGUUUUACCUCACCACAACUUAGGUGCUCUGGGAGUGAGCCAUCACCCAUUCAGGAAGAGGCUGCAGAGGGAAGUCAGGCACAUGCCAGUGUGAACUUAGACACCAGCCAGACCUCUGUUCAGUCAGUAGACACCACUCUAGAGUAUUAUGAUGCUCCUCUAUCAGUUGACCCCAAAGGAGCAAAGAGGUUAACUUUCGCAGAGGAUGAUGAUGACGAUGACGAUGUGGUGACAUUCAACAUCAAGCCUGUGACUGAAAAAGAAUCAGAACAAAGUUUAGAAAAGACUCCAGAGCAGAGCUUUAACUUCCUUUCAGAGAAGCAAGAGGAGAUUUUGAAGGCAUCAAAAAGCUGUGAGGAGGUGAUUGAACAAACCUCUGGUCAGAGGGCACAUGAGGAAGAUCUAAACACUGCCUCCGUGAGCAAACAAGACGAUACUGUAAGCCUCGACAUGGAGGAACAAACUGCUCACCAUGAAGUUGAUAACCAGGUGACUGAGGUCUCGGACUCAGAGGUCAGAUAUGAGGAGCAGCAAGUUAAAGAUGCUGAACCAGAUGCUGAGUGUGAGACCGCUGAGUUCAGCAUUGAGCAACCUAAACCAUCUCAAGAAGGAAAAGCCACAAACGAUCAGGAGAAGACAACAGAUCUGACAGAGUUUGUUCAGCAGCACCUGUUUGGUGAUGACCCGUCGCAGUCUUUCAGCGACUCAACGAUCCACAGCACGUUACUGAGCCACACGUCCUUACCCAGCGAGCUCUUAGGGGAGGUUGAAGAGGAGCAGCAGCCAGCGGCUGUAGAUCCCCCGAUCAUCACAACACAGAAAUCCACCAUUUCUGUCACCUCCUCAGAACCAACAGGCACCGACUCUCACUCUGUGGUGAGUGUGAAUGAUAGUGAAGAAUUAUCCAGCCCUGCAUCUGAGGAGGAGGAGGAGGAGUCAUCAUCUAAUCAAGCUGAGGAGGAAGAGGGAGAAGAUGAGGAGGAGGAAGACGAAGAGGAAGACUCCGGUAGUGAGGUGGAAAUAAUCGAUGAGGUUCAGGGUAACGGGAGGCUGCCACCACUACUGCCCAGUUCAGCCUUCAUGAGGCAGGAACACAGUCCCUUCCUGCAGGAGCUGUCAGAGCAGCAGACCGCUGAGUUCUCUCUGAUCACUCCUGGUGCAGAGAUGAAGAUCAUAGAGGAGGACAUAGAGGGCGAGGUGGUGAUGGUAAGACUGGGUGAGGAGGAGGGAGGGAUGGAUCCAGUCGCAAACGUGGAGCAGAGAUCAUCAUACAUGGAGCUCCAACCUUCAGCUACCCUACUGGUCCCCUAUGAGUUCAUGGAAGGACAGCAAGGCCUGAUGGAAGGAGCUCAGACCGGCAUGGUGGCCGAGGAGCAGCAGCCUGAAACUCAAACCAACUUCACACUAAUGCUGGAAACGGAGGAGGAUGGAGGGAAGGAGUCGUCGGCUGUCAGGAGUGAUCUGCCUGCAGCUGAGCCUCCUGCUCAGCCUGAGUUGGAGAAUCAAGACCUUGUAGAUGAACCCGACAUCAUUCCUGUGGAAGCGGAUAAUAUUGAUGAGGCUUUACAAGAAGAAGAAGAACAGAGAGAGACAGAAAAUAUGGAUCAAAAUGAUGAUGAUGAACUGGGAGAAGCUGAAAAUAUCAAAGCUGAUCCGCAGACUGAGAUUACUGCUGAAACACUGGAGACGAGAGACUCAGCUGAACAAAGAGAUUUCAAAUUGGAAGAAAUCAGAAGACUCUCUGAAGAUGAAGAAUCUGCUUCUGUUUCAGUUCCAGGAGAACCUCCAGCUGCUGUUAAUGAUUCAAAGUCUGCCGCAGAAACAGAAGCUGUUGAGGAGGAGGAAGAGCAUCAGCAACCAGUGUCUGGUGAAGUGCAGCUGCCUGAUAGGAACGGACCUGUUGAAACAGUGCAGGAAGAAACUGAGUUUGCUGCGGAGAACAGGAAGCUUGACCUCCAAACAUCACAUACUGAGGAAGAAACAGAGGAGAAAACCAGGAGACGACUUAGGUAUAAAGAUGUUGAAGAGGAACCUGCAGAGCAGCUUGUUUGUUCAGAAAGCCAAACUGAGAAACAAACCACAGCCUCUCAGAGAAAGAAAGCUCCUUCUACUCCAACACGGAGGAUGACGAGAGGAAGGAACGUCACUUUCACCUCUCCGCUCCCAGAGGCGGCAGACGAGCCAGAGCAAGACGGAAAAGCAGUGAUAGAAAAAACGAGAAGCGUUGUUCCAAUCUCGCCUGCUCGUACGCCUAGGAAAGGUAAAGCGAUCCAACCCGUCACACCUCGUAGAAGUACUCGCAAAACUCAUGCAGAGCCUCCUGAGGAGGAGCCUGCAAAGGUUGAAACAGAGAUAUCAGUUGUGUCAACCUCCAAGAAGGCUUCCCCAAGCAGACGAUCACAAAGAGCCGCUGCAGCAAGAACCGACAGCAAAGAGAAUCCUGCGACCACAGAGGUGGAGGUCAGAGAGGACAGCCAAGACGAUGAGGUUGUUGAGACAAGGAGUCGCAGAAGCUCCAAGACUCAGACCCCUUCUAAGCAGAGGACCUCCCAGGCGACUCCUUCCAGGAGGUCCAGCCGAAAGACGAACACCAGUGAGGUGGAGCCAGCUCCUGUGAAAGUAAAAGAAGAGGACAAAGAGAAGCCGGUUGUCCCUCCUGUAAAACGCAGCUCCAGGAGAAUGAGAUCAGAAGUGCUGCCAGCUGUGUUUGAAGAAGAAGAGGAGAAAAAAUUGCAGCUUCCGAGCCCUGGGAGGGCAACACGCCAGUCCAGCAGCAACACCCUAAACAUGUAUCCACAGGUCACACUGGUUCCUCUGUCCCUUCCUCAGAGCACCAGGAAGAAGCGACAAGAAGCUGCUAUAGAAGUGAAAGAAAGCAAAUCUCCUCUAAAGUCCGAUUCUAACAAAAGCACUAGUCAGUCCAACUCACGCCGCCCAACUAGAAGUAGGCUUUGGGGCCACACUGAGGAGGAUCGGCCCCUGCUGGACUCGCCAUUAGAGGUGGACUCUGAAACCCCUGUUGCAGAUGCCCUCAUCAAGAGACUCGAGGAUGAGGAGGAGAAACAAGAAGGUGGUGCUUUGAUAAAGUCAGAGAGAACCAGGAAGAGGAGUACAAAAUCAUCAGUGAAGGAGCUUUCAUCUCAGCCUCCUAAAACGGACAGCCUGGUGCCUGAACCUGCAGAAGAAGAGUCCAGUCCAGGGGAGGACUCGUUUAUCUACUCGCCUUCCAGACGGCGGCAAACCAGAGCUCAUAAAGCAGAGUUUGCUGCUCCAAGCGAGGACCUGGAAGUACCAGUUACACGCAGAAGAACUAGAGUAAAAGAUAUUCCUGCUCAGGAUAAAGUUUCUACAGAAAAGGACCUUCCUGAAGUGGAGAAAACCACCAAACCCAGAAAAGAAAGUAAAAAAACAGCAAAACCCAGAGCGCUUUCAGAGCCUGUUCCCAACGUAGAGGUGGACCUGAUCUCUCCGCUGCCUAGUCCAAAGGAUCCUCUCCCUCGAGCUCUGACGAGGAUAACAGACGGAGAGGCACCCAUCACCACUAGGAACCUUCGCCGCAAACGUAUAAGGGACGCCGUUUUCUCAAAGCCCGUCACCAGAAGGAGGAAACUUUGAAGAUGUCGUAACAACCAGUGAACCUCAGGCAGCCACAGGAAGUUUUGAAGCAAAAAUCUGUCGAAAAAAAAAAGAACGGCCUGGACUUAAAAUGGUUCUGAUUCUUAAAAUGCCACAUCGUGCUGCACUUCUUCUGGAAGACGGUCUCUGCUGAGAGGAUAAUGGAAGCUGUGGGAGGGUUUUAUUUGUCGGACAAAACGGCAGAUUAAUAGUGAUGAGGAUAUAUUUUUGCCGUUUACAUUUCCUUCUCAUGCAAACUUGAUGUCACUUGAUAGGUGAUCAUUUUGUAUCGGGCGUCUUGAUUUUGAGCUCUGGACACCCAAAGGCACAGAGAAAAGCCAUCAGUGUGGGGGGUUUGAGCGUCCCUAAGGGAAAAAAAAAACGAAACUGAUCCCAUGAAGAGGUUUUAUUGGCAGUCUGAUAUUUUAAGGAUUUUCUUUUUCUUGUUAUUGUUUACUUUUAACAGGCCUGUUUUUCUAUUCAUGAGGAAAAAGGCAAUCGACUAGUAGGGAUCUAUUUCUACUGCUAGAUUUGUAUAUAGUCAUUUGUUAUGUUCCAAAUAAAGUUAAUAAUUAAAUCCUAAGGAAUUAAGUUUAUUUUGAAGUGUCUUGAAUGCAUUUGAUGAUCAUAUCAGAUUGCCUUUGCCAAAGUCUUAAAUUCUCAAUAGAUUUUGGGAGAUUUUGUGUGGAAAAAUGCUGCUGUUGGCAGAUCUGGGAGAGAUGUAAAGGAGAAAAGAUGCACAAUUAACAGAUGUAAACAAAGCUCCGGAGAUUGUUUAAUGCAAUUUAUGGCAAAAAGCAUCUGAUUCAGACUAUUUUCUGAUGAAUGUAUGUAGAAUGUCUUAUUUUUGAUGACUGCUCUUUGAUAAAUACAGCUUAACUUAAAAACAAAAAU
Cyprinodon variegatus (sheepshead minnow) is the source of this 8605-nucleotide messenger RNA. RefSeq names its product AT-hook containing transcription factor 1 (gene ahctf1). Bases 233 to 7711 code for a protein of 2492 amino acids. Lineage: Eukaryota; Metazoa; Chordata; Actinopteri; Cyprinodontiformes; Cyprinodontidae. The record is from RefSeq and is a predicted model, not a curated record. Gene Ontology annotation, molecular function: protein binding. The transcript has 40 exons.